This is a messenger RNA of Archocentrus centrarchus (flier cichlid), 2318 nucleotides long. RefSeq names its product histone deacetylase 1. The transcript is spliced from 14 exons. Gene Ontology annotation, biological process: heterochromatin formation. The record is from RefSeq and is a predicted model, not a curated record. Gene Ontology annotation, cellular component: NuRD complex. NCBI's taxonomy places the organism in Eukaryota, Metazoa, Chordata, Actinopteri, Cichliformes, Cichlidae. The coding region runs from base 92 to 1564 and encodes 490 amino acids. Gene Ontology annotation, molecular function: histone deacetylase activity.
UUGGCCGCGGUACAAACUCUCCGCCUCUUGUCGCCGUUGUCUCCUGCGGUGCGUGCGGCAGCGGUGAAAUUCAGCUAAAAACGGACUGAAAAUGGCGCUUACUUCUCAAGGAACAAAGAAAAAAGUUUGCUACUACUAUGACGGGGAUGUUGGAAACUAUUACUACGGCCAGGGUCAUCCCAUGAAGCCCCACCGAAUCCGCAUGACACACAACCUGUUGCUCAACUAUGGCCUCUACAGAAAGAUGGAAAUAUAUCGUCCACACAAAGCCAGCGGAGAAGAGAUGACCAAGUAUCACAGCGAUGAUUACAUCAAGUUCCUGCGUUCAAUCCGGCCUGAUAACAUGUCAGAAUACAGCAAACAAAUGCAGAGAUUUAAUGUGGGGGAGGACUGUCCAGUGUUUGAUGGUUUAUUUGAGUUCUGCCAGCUCUCAGCGGGGGGCUCCGUUGCUGGUGCUGUGAAGUUGAACAAACAGCAGACAGACAUUGCUAUCAACUGGGCUGGAGGUCUUCAUCACGCUAAGAAGUCAGAGGCCUCUGGGUUUUGCUAUGUCAAUGACAUUGUCCUGGCUAUUCUGGAGUUACUGAAAUAUCACCAGAGAGUUCUGUACAUAGACAUUGACAUCCAUCAUGGAGAUGGUGUGGAAGAGGCUUUCUACACCACAGACCGUGUCAUGACCGUGUCUUUCCACAAGUAUGGAGAGUACUUCCCCGGCACCGGUGACCUCAGGGAUAUUGGGGCUGGAAAGGGUAAAUAUUACGCUGUGAAUUACCCACUGAGGGAUGGGAUUGAUGAUGAGUCCUAUGAAGCCAUAUUCAAACCUAUCAUGGCUAAGGUGAUGGAGAUGUACCAACCCAGUGCCGUGGUUCUCCAGUGUGGAGCUGAUUCUCUGUCUGGAGACAGGCUCGGCUGCUUUAACCUCACCAUUAAAGGUCACGCUAAGUGUGUGGAGUACAUGAAGAGCUUCAACUUGCCACUGCUAAUGCUGGGUGGAGGCGGCUAUACUAUCCGCAAUGUGGCGCGCUGCUGGACGUAUGAGACUGCUGUGGCCCUUGAUACUUCAAUUCCAAAUGAGCUUCCAUACAACGACUAUUUUGAGUAUUUUGGGCCGGACUUCAAGCUGCACAUCAGCCCCUCCAACAUGACCAAUCAAAACACCAAUGACUACCUGGAGAAGAUCAAGCAGCGCCUGUUUGAGAACUUGCGCAUGCUCCCUCACGCUCCUGGCGUUCAGAUGCAGGCCAUCCCUGAAGAUGCUGUACAGGAGGACAGCGGGGAUGAGGAAGAGGAGGAUCCCAACAAGCGCGUAUCCAUCCGUUCUCGUGACAAGAGGAUAGCCUGCGAGGAGGAGUUCUCUGACUCAGAGGACGAAGGUGAAGGAGGCCGCAGAAACACAGCCAGCUUCAAAAAAGCCAAGCGAACUAAAACUGAAGGAGAGAAAGAGGUUGAAGAAAAGGAGAAGAAAGGUGAGGGAGAAACAAAAGAAGUCAAAGAAGAGGAGAAAGUGCCGGAGGAGGAGAAAAUGGACACAUCAAAGCCGAAAGAGGAGUCCAAGACACCUUGAAGUCCUCAGCACCCAGUGAUGCCAAUACACAGAUCAGAGCGGAUGUUAAGUGGAGAUGUUUUUGGAUAAAUCAUGUUUCCAGCCUGCUGCAGUGGAGACAAAUAAAGGACUUGGACUUUAAAAUGAGACCUCGCUGGUGGACGGAGAUCCAAACAUUUUAGUUUGUGUUUUUCUAGGAAAUCUUUGCUGUUUAUGGACUGAAGAGUGCUGUUUUUGUAUACAUUUUCAUUUUUUAUGCUCUUAUACUUGCUUUUUCUCCUCGUGAACAAUGUAAAAAUGGCUUUGCACAUGUCUGCUUUUAUAUAUCUGAUGGAUUUAAUUUAUUUAAAUCAUACGAUACUUUGGCUACUUCCUUUUAUGUAUUUCAGUCCCACUUUUGUCCUGUGCCUUUGAAUAUGUAGUUGAACAGCAUGCCGGUGCCAUCGAUCCUUUUCUGUAAUAUAUUUGUGUCACUGGUCUUUCCAGUCAGUGAGACUCUUGCAUAUUCCUGAAUAGCUUUUAUGUGACACAUCGUAAGCAUAUUUUUAUAUUUUAGGUUCUAAUCUUGUAGUUUAUAUCCUUCAUAGACACGGUGACAUCGUUUGGGGAUUUCUGAGGCUCGUGUCGAUCAUGCUGAGGUCGGGUUAGAUCACAUUUGGUGUAAGGCUUAGACUCCACAGGAAUUUGGGAGGGGUGACAUGUCACAGAUCAUUUCUUUGUGUAUAUAUAAAUUUGUAUUCUAAAAAAUGUGAGUAAAAAAGUGUUCAACACAAAA